CGUCAUACCCCGCUCGAGUUUCAGCUACAUUCUUCAGACUCCCACCCACUCUAUAUAGAUACAUCUCUAUUCAUCUCCAUCUCCAUUCAUCUCCAUCUACGAUAUACACUACAAUGCCUCGCGUCCUCCUCCUCGGCGGCCACGGCAAUGUCGCCAUGGCGAUGACCCCGCUGUUCCUCGCCCGCUCCUGGUCUGUGACCAGCGUGAUCCGCAACCCAGAACAUGAAAACGAAAUCCUAGCCCUCGCCAAAGGACAGCCUGGUCAUCUGGAUGUUUUGCUGAGUAGUCUUGACGACGUACGUUGCGAGGCAGACGCACAGGCUAUCCUAGAUACUGUUUCGCCGGAUUAUGUUGUUUGGGCGGCAGGAGCCGGAGGAAAAGGAUCCCCCGAUCGAACAAUAGCCAUCGACCAGAACGCGGCCAAGUUCUUCAUCAGCACGGCAUUUGCCUCGAAGAAAGUCUCCAAGAUCCUUCUCAUCUCGCAUCUUGGCAGUCGGAGGUGCCAGCCUUCCUGGAUGUCCGAUGGGGACUGGGGACGUAUACGGUACUUCAACGAGGCGGUGCUUCCAGUUUAUUACCGCGCGAAACUAGAAGCAGACGAGUACAUGACUGCUCUUGCUAGAAAGAAGCAAGCUACCAGUGGCAGCUUCCAGUCUAUCCUGCUGCGGCCUGGGUUACUGGCUGACGGACCGGCAACGCGAGAGGUGCAGCUAGGCAAGACUCGCGCAGAGGGAAGCGUUACCCGCGAGGAUGUCGCCAUCGUGGCGGAUAAGUUGUUGGCCAGGGAGGACACGCAUGGCUGGUACGAUUUGUUAAACGGGGAGGAACCGGUCGAUGAGGCGGUAGAGCGCGUUGUCAGGGAUAAGGUUGAUGCUGUCGACGGUGAGGAUGUCGAUGCCAUGGUGGCGAGGUUUAAUUAA
This is a messenger RNA of Penicilliopsis zonata CBS 506.65, 920 nucleotides long. RefSeq lists its product as hypothetical. The record is from RefSeq and is a predicted model, not a curated record. Bases 114 to 920 code for a protein of 268 amino acids. The transcript has 2 exons. NCBI's taxonomy places the organism in Eukaryota, Fungi, Ascomycota, Eurotiomycetes, Eurotiales, Aspergillaceae.